UGAGGAGGCAGAGUCACACACGGUCGCAGGACCAACGGCCUGAGAGCGUGGAGGCGGAAGCCGCAUGACCUGUCCAAGUUGCUGUGGUGGCUGUGUAGGAACCACAUUCACCCUGUGGGCCGUAAAGGACAUGUAUUGUCCCUGACCAUAGUUACAGCACCACACGUCGGCACUGCCGUGCACUUUGGUACACUUUGGUAGAGUGGGGUGGUGGGUGUUAAUACCAGUACCUGGUGACAAAGGUGGGUGAAAGAAAGAGAACUUGGCAUCAGAUGUGUGGCAUCAGGCGGGUGGCAGGAUCAGAAUAGUAGCUGAGGCAGGAAGGCAGAAGAAAAGGGUCUUUUUUGUCAAAGUGUUGGUGUAUUGAGGAUAUGCAUUACAUAAAACUUAACUUUUAACAUUCAAAUGUUUUUUGAAAUCUAACAAAAGGAAAGGUGUGCAAAAAACACCAUCUGCCACCAAUACCACCAAGUAUUUAUGCAAUGCAAAGACCUCUAAAAGGUGGAAGGGAACAACGUAAAAUUGCAUCCUAUAUAGGAUCCUAUGUUUGCACUGUACCUGCAAUAAAUCUCCAGAUUUUAUCUACAUUCCGAUUGUGUGGCUAUUAAUUCCACACCCUCCCCUUUGGAAAGGAGCGAUCUAAGGCACCACUUUUUUCGGAUCAGAGAUCCUUCGCAUUUCUUCUAAGCAUACUGUAUAUAUAACCUGCCUCAUGAACACUUAUCUGUUUUAUUCUCUGUCUUUCUUAUAUUUGGGUCACAGACCGAAAAAAAAUAAAAUAAAAAAAAAAAAGGACCUAGAGGACCAGAGCGCCACCACUGGACCAGGAGAGGUUUCUCCAACUCAGGAUCCUCUGCUGAUAUCUUCUAUAUAAGAGAAGUUUCCUGAUCAACUAUGGAGAGAGACAGGAACAAGAUGGCCGACAGGAUGAUAGACCUCACCCUACAGAUACUCUUCCGGCUUACUGGAGAGGAUUACACAGUAGUGAAGAAGUCCUCUAGUGGGCACUGUCGGGCCCCUGUGUGUGAAGGACGGGGAAGAACCCUGAGCCCAAUCCUGGGGCCCCCACCUCACUCCCUGAUACAUGAGGAAAUGGAUGAACAGAAGAUCCUAGAACUGAUCAACAAGAUGAUGGAGCUGCUGACUGGAGAGGUUCCUAUAAGGUGUCAGGACGUGGCGGUCUAUUUCUCCAUGGAGGAGUGGGAGUAUGUAGAAGGACACAAGGAUCAGUUCAAGGAUCAGGUGAUGAUGGAGGAUCAGCAGCCCCUCACAUCAGCAGUCAGAUCCAGUAAGAGAACAGCAGCAGAGAGGUGUCCCCGUCCUCUUCUUCCACAGGAUCAGGAUCAGGGAGAAGAUCCGACCAAUAAUAAUGCUACAGACAUUCGGGUAAAAGAAGAAGAUACAGGUAAUCACUCAGAUGACUGUACCAGGAGAUCAGAGGAGAAUCUUAUAUCUUCAUAUUAUAAAGCAGAUGAUGAUAUCACACAAGAUACAUAUGAAGAACAUUCCAUUAUCCCAGAUACACCCUCAGCCCUUCACAGCCAAGAUCUCUCAUCUCAUCCUGUUAUACAAGUUCCACCUAAAGAUUCAUCUCAGUCUGUUAAGCUAAAUAGAAGAAACAGAACGAGUAAUGAACAUCUGAAAACGCACACAAGCGAGAAGUCCUUUUCAUGUUCAGAAUGUGGGAAAUGUUUUACUCAUAAAUCAAGUCUUUUUCAACAUAAAAAAAUGCACACAGGGGAGAAGCCAUUUUCGUGUCAAGAAUGUGGGAAAUGUUUUAUUAAUAAAUCAAUUCUUGUUGACCAUCAAAGAACUCACACAGGAGAAAAGGCAUUUUCAUGCCUAGAAUGUGGGAAAUGUUUUACUCAGAGAUCAAGUCUUUUUCAACAUAAAAAAAUGCACACAGGGGAGAAGCCAUUUUCAUGUCAAGAAUGUGGGAAAUGUUUUAUUAAUAAAUCACGUCUUGUUCAUCAUCAAAGAACUCACACAGGAGAGAAGGCAUUUUCAUGCCUAGAAUGUGGGAAAUGUUUUUCUCAGAAACAAAGUCUUUUUCAACAUAAAAAAAUGCACACAGGGGAAAAGCCAUUUUCAUGUCAAGAAUGUGGGAAAUGUUUUAUUAAUAAAUCACGUCUUGUUUACCAUCAAAGAACUCACACAGGGGACAAGCCAUUUUCAUGUCAAGAAUGUGGAAAAUGUUUUCUUCAAAAAUCAAAUCUUCUUAUCCAUCAACGAACUCACACAAGUGAGAAGCCAUUUUCAUGCCCAGAAUGCGGAAAAUGUUUUACUCAGAAAUCAGUUCUUUUUCAGCAUAUAAAAACUCACACAGGCGAGAAGCCAUUUUCAUGCCCAGAAUGUGGGAAACGUUUUAUUGUGAAAUCAUCACUUGAUAGACAUAAAGCAAUUCACAUAAGAAAGUAACCAUUUUCAUGCCCAGGAUGUGGGAAAUGUUUUACUUACAUAUCAAGUUUUUUUGGACAUGUAAAAGCUGACACUGUAGAGAAACUAUUUUUAUGUUCAGAAUGUGGGAAAUGUUUUACAAAACAUUUUUUUUAAUAAACAUCAAAAUUCACACAAUCAAUACCGAUUUUUGAAACUUUAUCAACUCUGAUAUGUCAGCACUGGAGUGGUUAGUCCAGCCAUGAUUUUAUACCCUAAAAACUUGCAGAGAGGUCCGUUGUAACCAUUAUUACUGCGUAUAUCAUAUACUG
Messenger RNA from Hyla sarda, 2708 nucleotides. Its product is annotated as zinc finger protein OZF-like. The record is from RefSeq and is a predicted model, not a curated record. The coding region runs from base 895 to 2418 and encodes 507 amino acids. The transcript is spliced from 7 exons. Gene Ontology annotation, biological process: negative regulation of transcription by RNA polymerase II; regulation of cytokine production; regulation of immune system process. Lineage: Eukaryota; Metazoa; Chordata; Amphibia; Anura; Hylidae.